Molecule: messenger RNA, 2130 nt
Organism: Baudoinia panamericana UAMH 10762
Lineage: Eukaryota; Fungi; Ascomycota; Dothideomycetes; Mycosphaerellales; Teratosphaeriaceae
Exons: 6
Coding region: 52-2061 (669 amino acids)
Biological process (GO): secondary metabolite biosynthetic process
Molecular function (GO): oxidoreductase activity, acting on CH-OH group of donors; flavin adenine dinucleotide binding
Source: RefSeq, a predicted model, not a curated record
AGUGGACGAGAAACAUCGUAGGUGACUUCCCUCACACUCAAUCCCACCAUCAUGCCUCAUCCCGUUUUUGCGAGGAAUUGCAUCCUAACCACGAUCGUUGCUCUCGUUGUUAUCAUACAAGUUUCCUAUUUUUCACACAUCCAGCAUACUCUGUCAAGGCACGAAGAAAUACUCUCGUCUGGAGCCUCAAACAAGCGACGAGAACCAGGCGAGGGAGGGGGCGGGGUUGUCUACAGCACAGGUGACCUCCAUGAUGAAUAUGACUAUAUUAUCGUGGGUGGAGGCCAAGCUGGUUUGACCGUUGGCAAUCGUCUCAGCGAAGGCAAUGACACCGUCCUCGUCGUCGAAUAUGGCCAUCUCUACCGCCACGACCCGCUCAUAGCUCGUCCUUGGCAACCUUUCGACGCCUCGCACGGUCUCUUCCAUGAUCCUAAGCUCAUGUUCAACUUCUCCUCAGUACCUCAGCAGGGUCUCAACAACCGCACCUCCGAAGUCUCUGCCGCAGCAGUCGUUGGAGGUGGAUCUACCGUUAACGGCAUGUUUCUUAACCGUGGUGCCGCUGAGGACUACGAUGCGUGGGAGAAGCUAGGCAACGUAGGAUGGGGCUGGAAGGAUCUGCUGCCAUACUUCCGCAAAAGUGUUACGUUCACCCCUCCCGGGGAGAUGCUGCAGAAGGAGUACAACGCGUCGUGGGAUGAGGACGCGGCAUACGGAGAACAGGGACCGGUACAUCUAAGCAAUCCGGCUUGGGCAUGGCCUGGUCAAAAAGUGCAGAUUGAAGGAUGGCAACAGCUCGGGGUACAGCAAUCGCGGGAAGGCGCUGGUGGAGAUGCCUUCGGCAUCUUCUGGGUUCCGAGAUCGCAAGAUCCAAACACCGAAACGCGAUCAUAUGCUGUUACGGCCCACCUCGACCCGGUCCUGAGACGGAGCAACUACCAUCUGCUUCCGGGAUACCGAGUCAAUUCAGUCUUGCUCUCCAGAGACCACAGAGCUCACGGUAUCGUGCUUCAGCGUCGCGAUGGCAAUGAUGUCGGAGUCGUACGAGCUAGGAAGGAAAUCAUACUUGCAGCUGGUGGUGUGCAAUCACCUUUAAUCCUCCAAAGGAGCGGUGUUGGGCCAAAGCAUGUGUUAGAAGAGGCCAAAAUCGAAGUUCGCGUUGAGCUUCCUGGUGUUGGUAUGAACCUGCAGGAUCACCCUGCUAGCGGGUUGGCUUAUGAAUUCACCACUGACAUGUACCUCAAUCCAAACAACAUGUCGAACAAUGCCACCUUCGCCGCCGAGGCUCAGGCACAGUUCGAGCGAGACCGAUCAGGCCCAUACGCUGGCGGCCACAACACCGUCGCCUUCUUACCAAGCGCAGAUUUUCACCCGAACACUGACGCCCUCGUCUCAUCCGUCCGCAGUCAAGCACCCUACGACCACCUCCCAGCCGCCUACGCAUCUGACCCUACCCUUCUAGCCGGCUAUCUUUCACAACGUCAGCAGAUCGUCCACGCUAUGUCCUCACGCACCUCGGCUCUCAUCGAGAUGCCUCUGGCUGGGGAUGCCUACUGCCUUCUCAUCCUGCAAAAGCCGCUCUCUCGGGGCACAGUGACCGUUGACCCUACCGACCCGGCAAACGGCACGCCUCGCCUCGACUUCGGCACUCUCGCCAACCCGCUCGACACGCACGUCCUCGCCCAGAUGUACCGCCGCGCGCGCCAAUGGUAUCAGACCGACGCCAUGCAGACGCUGGGACCUUACGAGCACUCGCCAGGACUAAACGUGCAGAGCGAUGAAGAGCUUGAGGCGUUCAUUCGCGAGCACGCGGAGAGCACGAUUGGGCACCAGAGCGGCACAUGCGCCAUGUUACCGCGGGAGUUGGGGGGCGUGGUAGAUGCAGAGUUGAGAGUGUAUGGGACCAGAGGGCUGAGCGUGGUGGAUGCCAGCGUGAUACCCUUGAUCCCAAGCACGAAUUUGUGUGCUACCGUUUAUGCAGUGGCGGAGAAGGCUGCGGACAUCAUCAAGUCGCGACAUCGUGUUGUUGGCGUGAAGGAAGAAAUCCAUGAUUUACGUUUAUAGCGAUAAAUUUGCUACAUUAGCAUGGUGUUUGCGGGCCAGGUUGCCAUGCGGGCAGAUUGUUCGUCUUUA